This is a messenger RNA of Phyllopteryx taeniolatus (common seadragon), 493 nucleotides long. Its product is annotated as transcription factor HES-5-like. Gene Ontology annotation, biological process: regulation of transcription by RNA polymerase II; anterior/posterior pattern specification; regulation of neurogenesis. The record is from RefSeq and is a predicted model, not a curated record. NCBI's taxonomy places the organism in Eukaryota, Metazoa, Chordata, Actinopteri, Syngnathiformes, Syngnathidae. The coding region runs from base 92 to 481 and encodes 129 amino acids. The transcript has 2 exons. Gene Ontology annotation, molecular function: protein dimerization activity; DNA-binding transcription factor activity, RNA polymerase II-specific; RNA polymerase II cis-regulatory region sequence-specific DNA binding. Gene Ontology annotation, cellular component: nucleus.
GAGAAAGCGCGGAGACGCGGGGCUAUAAAUAGGAGGCGUGAACGAAGCCGGGAGAGAUCACGUUGUGCGUGAACAGCGCACACGUCCAGCCAUGGCGCCUGCGAUCUCGCCGCAAGACUCUCGCGCCCCUCUCACACACAAGAUCCGAAAGCCUCUGGUGGAGAAGUUACGGCGAGAGCGAAUCAACGGCAGCAUCGAGCAGCUCAAGUCUCUCCUGGCUCCGGAGUUCCUCCGGCAGCGCCCGGACUCCAAGAUGGAGAAGGCCGACGUGCUGGAGAUGAGCGUUUGCGUCCUGAGGCGCCUCCAGUCCGUCCGUCGGGGUUACGCCAAGUGCGCCAGGGAGGCGCCGCGCCUCCUGUCCCAGGAGGAGCGCUUGGGGCUGCUCGGUUCCUCUCGCGAGGACAAGAUGAGAGAGGAGGACUCGUCUCCUCUCGGCAAGGAGGACAGCUCGGCCAAGAGCGGCCCGUGGAGGCCCUGGUAGACCGUCGGGACU